AUGGCAGCCAGUAAAAAUCAAUCGACUAAGAUAUCAAGUCCAGCAAAAUCUGUCGAUCAGUCGAUAAAUUCUAAUCUUGAGUCGUUUGCAUGUUUGUGGCUCGAUCAAAAUGUUAAUUCAACAGAAGAUAAUAUCCAAACUCAGAAAGAACUUCGUCAAGUCAUCAAUCAUCUUCGAACAUUUGAUAAUAGUGAUCAAUGUGAACAAUAUAUUCGACAAAUUACAAAAGAAAAAGUCGUUCUUAUUGUCUCAGGUUCGUUAGGUCGACAAUGUGUACCACGACUUCAUGAUCUUCCACAAUUUUCUGCAUGUUAUGUCUUUUGUCAAGAUCGAAAAGCAAACGAACAAUGGGCUAAUAAAUAUCACAAGGUUAUUGGUGUCUUUGUUGAACGUGCAAAGCUUGUAGCUCAAAUAUCCAAAGAUCAAAUCGGUCGGAGUAAAGUGGAAGAGGGUGCUUCAAUAUCGGUAAUUACUUCUGGUUCUCAAUCUCUUCAGGCUCGUAAUGCUAUAUUUAUGUGGUUCCAAUUGUUUAUUGAAGUUCUUCUUCGAAUGCAUCACAAAUCUAAUGAUCGCAAGGAAAUUUUGGAAAUUUGCAAGAACAAUUAUAAAGGUAAUCAGCAAGAGAUGAAAAUCAUCGAUGAAUUUGAAAAGACUUAUAAAGCAGAAAAUGCCAUAUGGUGGUAUACAAGAGAAUCAUGUUUCUAUCGAAUGUUGAAUAAAGCAUUACGUGUACAAGAUUUUGAUAUUUUAUUUGCUCUUCGAUUCUUUAUUACUGAUAUCGCCAAACAUAUCAAAAGUGAAUAUGAAAAAUUUAUUCGUACUGGUGACAAUCGAAAUAUUAUUCGUGUUUAUCGUGGUCAAAUAAUUGGAAAUGAUGAACUUGAACUAAUGAAGAAUAGCAUUGGUGAAUAUCUUUCAAUGAAUUCUUUUUUAUCAACAAGUCGUAAUCGAUCGACUGCUCUUCACUUUACUGGACUUACUUCUGAAGCUGAUAAUGUUCAACAAAUAUUAUUCGAAAUUGAAAUUGACCCGCAUUUACAAACGAAAGCUUUUGCUGACAUUAGUCAAAUCAGUUAUUUUCAAAGUGAAGGUGAAGUAUUGAUUAUGCUUGGUGCAUUGUUUCGAAUUGAAAAAGUAAAUGAAGAUAAAAAGAAAGGAAUAUGGAUGGCUCGUGUGUCGUUAGCAAGUGAAGAUGAUUAUCAUUUGAAAGAAACAUUUUCUUACAUGAAAAACACAAUUGGAGAUGACACUGAUUUAGACUCUCUCGGAAAAAUUCUAUUCGAGAUGGGUGAGUACAAACAAGCAGGAAAAUGUUACAGAAGAAUGUUGGAUGAGGGUCAACUUGUUUGUGGAAACGCAGCAUUAGGUUUAGGUAAAGUCUGUCUUCGAUGUGACGAAGCUGACAAAAGUCUUGAACAUUUUGAACAAGCAUUACAUAUACGACAAAAUCUUUUGGGAGAAGAUCAUGCAGAUGUUGGAGAAUGUUAUAAUUGGAUCGGGGGUCUACACUGGUACGUGCGAGAAGAUUAUGAUCAAGCGUUGUCGAAUCUUAAAAAAGCAGUUGAAAUCCAAGAAGCAGCACUUCCAUCCGAUUCUCUUUCUCUCGCUAUGACUUAUCACAAUAUAGCGACAACGUACCAUUACCUAGAGCAAUAUGACUUGAGUCUAGAAUUUUAUAGCAAAGCUCUCAAGAUUCGACAAAAAGUCUUACCUAGCAAUCACUCACAGAUUGCUUCAACCUGUAAUAAUUUAGGAACAUUAUAUGAAAGUAAAGGAAACUACUCAAAAGCACUAGAAUACUAUGAAAAAUCAAUCGAUAUUAAGCGCAAAAUUCUACCACCUACUCAUGACGAUGUUAUGAUGACCGAAAACAAUAUUCGUCGAUUGAAAGAUAAGAUGAAAAGCUAG
Rotaria sp. Silwood2 is the source of this 1908-nucleotide messenger RNA. The record is from the annotation of a GenBank genome assembly. NCBI's taxonomy places the organism in Eukaryota, Metazoa, Rotifera, Eurotatoria, Philodinida, Philodinidae.